UCGGAGCCGGCGAGACCCAACUGCUGAGGGCGCCAGCCCCACUCAGCCACCUCCAGCUCCCAAGCCGGGGAGCGCUCGCUGACCGCCCCGCGGGCCGGAGAGCAGGGAGCAGCGGUCCCCGCAGCCCCAGGGAUGGUCUAGGGGCCGCCCCGGCUCUCCGCUUCCAGCCGAUCGCCCGAGGCUGCGAGCCGCGGGGCUGCGCGCCUGGGCGGCCCAGGCCGGAGAAGUUAGUUGUGCGCGCCGCUUAGUGCGCAGAGCCAGCGAGCGAGCCAGUGAGCCAGUGAGAGAGGCAGCGAGGCGCCAGGACCAUGGGCUGGGGCUGGGGAAGCCGCUGCUGCUGCCCGGGACGGCUGGACCUGCUGUGCGUGCUGGCGCUGCUCGGUGGCUGCCUGCUCCCGGUGUGCCGGACGCGCGUCUAUACCAACCACUGGGCGGUCAAAAUCGCCGGCGGCUUCCCGGAGGCCAACCGCAUAGCCAGCAAGUACGGAUUCAUCAACAUAGGACAGAUUGGGGCCUUGAAGGACUAUUACCACUUCUACCACAGCAGGACGAUUAAAAGGUCAGUUCUCUCGAGCAGAGGAACCCACAGUUUCAUUUCAAUGGAACCAAAGGUGGAGUGGAUCCAACAGCAAGUGGUGAAAAAACGGACAAAGAGGGAUUAUGAUCCCAGCCGUGCCCAGUCUACCUACUUCAAUGAUCCCAAGUGGCCAAGCAUGUGGUACAUGCACUGCAGUGACAACACACAUCCCUGUCAAUCAGACAUGAAUAUUGAAGGAGCCUGGAAGAGAGGCUACACGGGGAAGAAUAUUGUGGUGACCAUCCUGGACGAUGGCAUUGAGAGAACCCAUCCGGAUCUGAUGCAAAACUAUGAUGCUCUGGCAAGCUGCGAUGUGAAUGGAAACGACUUGGACCCAAUGCCUCGUUAUGAUGCAAGCAAUGAGAACAAGCAUGGGACCCGCUGUGCUGGCGAAGUGGCAGCCGCUGCAAACAACUCUCACUGCACUGUCGGAAUUGCUUUCAAUGCCAGGAUCGGAGGUGUGCGGAUGCUGGAUGGAGAUGUCACAGACAUGGUGGAAGCGAAGUCAGUCAGCUUCAACCCCCAGCACGUUCACAUUUACAGUGCCAGCUGGGGCCCAGACGAUGAUGGCAAGACUGUGGAUGGACCAGCUCCCCUCACCCGGCAAGCCUUCGAAAAUGGCGUGAGGAUGGGGCGGAGAGGCCUUGGCUCUGUGUUUGUCUGGGCAUCUGGUAAUGGUGGAAGGAGCAAAGACCACUGCUCUUGUGAUGGCUACACCAACAGCAUCUACACCAUCUCCAUCAGCAGCACAGCAGAAAGUGGAAAGAAACCUUGGUACCUGGAAGAGUGUUCGUCUACACUGGCCACAACCUACAGCAGUGGAGAGUCCUAUGAUAAGAAAAUAAUCACUACAGACCUAAGGCAACGGUGCACAGACAACCACACUGGGACAUCAGCCUCAGCCCCCAUGGCUGCUGGCAUCAUCGCGCUGGCCCUGGAAGCCAAUCCGUUUCUGACCUGGAGAGACGUACAGCAUGUUAUUGUCAGGACAUCCCGUGCGGGACAUUUGAACGCUAAUGACUGGAAAACCAAUGCUGCUGGUUUUAAGGUGAGCCAUCUCUAUGGAUUUGGACUGAUGGAUGCAGAAGCCAUGGUGAUGGAGGCAGAGAAGUGGACCACUGUCCCCCAGCAGCACGUGUGUGUGGAGAGCACAGAUCGACAAAUCAAGACAAUUCGCCCCAACAGUGCAGUGCGCUCCAUCUACAAAGCCUCAGGCUGCUCUGACAACCCCAACCACCAUGUCAACUACCUAGAGCAUGUUGUAGUGCGCGUCACCAUCACCCACCCUCGCAGGGGAGACCUGGCCAUCUACCUGACGUCACCCUCAGGAACCAGAUCCCAGCUUUUGGCCAACAGGCUAUUUGAUCAUUCCAUGGAAGGAUUUAAAAACUGGGAGUUCAUGACCAUUCAUUGUUGGGGAGAACGAGCUGCUGGUGACUGGAUCCUUGAAGUUUAUGACACUCCCUCCCAGCUGAGGAACUUCAAGACUCCAGGUAAAUUGAAAGAGUGGUCCUUGGUCCUCUAUGGCACCUCUGUGCAGCCAUAUUCCCCAACCAACGAGUUUCCAAAGGUUGAACGAUUCCGCUACAGCCGAGUGGAAGACCCCACAGAUGAUUAUGGUGCAGAGGAUUAUGCAGGUCCCUGUGAUCCUGAAUGCAGUGAGGUUGGCUGUGAGGGGCCAGGACCAGACCACUGCAAUGACUGCUUGCACUACUACUAUAAGCUGAAAAAUAACACCAGGACCACAGAGAAAAAUCUUUGCCGGAAAUGUAGUGAAAACUGCAAGGCAUGUACUGAUUACCAUAACUGUACAGAAUGCAGAGAUGGGUUAAGCCUGCAGGGAACACAGUGUACUAUCACCUGCGAAGACGGACGCUUCUUCAACGGCCAGGACUGCCAGCCCUGCCACCGCUCCUGUGCUACUUGUGCUGGGGCUGGAGCCGAUGGAUGUAUUAACUGCACAGAAGGUUAUUUCAUGGAGGAGAGGAGAUGCGUGCACAGCUGCAGUAUCAGCUAUUACCCACACUGCUCCGAGAAUGCAUACAAGUCCUGCAGAAAGUAAGUGCAUCUGCCCCUGCCCCACCCCAACCCUGGCACUCAGCACCUGGUAAGCACACCUCCUUGUGGGAACGGAUUGAAAAACUUAGGAAUGUGUCAGAUGGGAGCCAUCUGCAAGGAUGGAGAAUAUAUUGAUGAGCAUGGCCACUGCCAAGUCUGUGAUGCCUCAUGUGCCCAGUGCUGGGGGCCAACCCAGGAAGACUGCACCAGUUGCCUCAUCACAAGAGUCUUUGAUGAUGGCCGCUGCAUUCUGAACUGUCCCUCAUGGAAAUACGAAUUUGAAAAGCAAUGCCAUCCAUGCCACCAUACCUGCCAAGGAUGUCAAGGAAGUGGGCCUUCCAACUGUACCUCCUGUGGAGCGGACACACAUGAUCGAGAGCUAUUCCUAUACCAGGGUGAGUGUCGCGAGAGCUGCCCAGUGGGCCACUACCCCACCAAGGAACACACCUGUCUGCCCUGCCCAGACAACUGUGAGCUUUGCUACCACCCACAUGUCUGCACCAGAUGCAUGAGCGGUUACUUCCUAGUGUCUACCACCUGCCAGAAAUUGGAAUGCGGACAAGGUGAAGUCCAAGAUUCUGACUAUGAAGAAUGUAUGCCUUGCGAGGAAGGAUGUCUGGGAUGCAGCAUAGAUGAUCCAGGAACCUGUACCUCGUGUGCUGUAGGGUAUUACAUGUUUGAACACCAUUGUUAUAAAACCUGCCCUGAAAAGACCUUCAGUGAAGAAUGGGAAUGCAAACCAUGCAACAUUAACUGUGGCAACUGUGACCGGAAUGAGUGCUACUGGUGUGAAGAGGGCUUCUUUCUCUCAGGUGGCAACUGUGUGCAGGAAUGUGACCCUGGCUUCUACGGUGACCAAGAAGUGGGAGAGUGUGAGCCCUGCCACCAAGCCUGCAAGACUUGCACCAGCUUCGGCUAUGACGAAUGCAGCAGCUGUCAAGAAGGUCUGCAGCUGCGGCUGGGGAUGUGUGUCCCACCCGCUCAGGCCCAGGUGGAUGGCAAGUUCUGGAAUGAAGCUGUACCCACUGUAAACCCAUCUUUGAUGAAGAGCCUGCUGCAGGAGCGAAGAAAGUGGAAGGUUCAGAUCAAAAGAGACGUUUUGAGACAAUCUCAACCUUGUCAUUCUUCUUGUAAAACCUGCAAUGGAUCUCCAACUUUGUGCACCUCGUGUCCAAAAGGUGCUUAUCUAUUGGAGCAGGCCUGUGUUUCCUCCUGUCCCCAAGGCACAUGGCCCUCAGUCAGAAGUGGCAGCUGUGAGAACUGUUUAGAGGACUGCGCCUCUUGCUCUGGAGAUGAUCUUUGUACAAAGUGCCUGACACAGCCUGACCGCCCCCUCUUCCUGUACGAAGGCAGGUGCUACCACAGGUGCCCUGAGGGCUUCUAUUCGGGAGAUGGCAUCUGUGAGCGCUGUAGCUCUCCCUGCAGAACUUGUGAAGGAAAUGCCACCAACUGUCAAUCUUGUGAAGAAGGCUUCGUCCUGGACCAUGGAACAUGCCCCCAGACCUGCCCUGAGAGACAUGUGGCUGUGGAUGGCGUGUGCAAGCAUUGCCCAGAGAUGUGCCAGGAGUGCAUCCAUGAGAAAACAUGCAAAGAGUGCUUACCUGACUUCUUCCUGCAUGAUGACACGUGCCAUCAGUCCUGUCCCCAGGGCUCCUACCCAGACUUGCGCCAGUGUGUUCCCUGCCAUGAAGACUGUCUGGAGUGCAGUGGUCCCAAGGCGGACAACUGUGAGCUCUGUGCUGACACAUCCAUGUUCCUCUACAACGGGCAGUGCUUAACUGAGUGUCCCAUGGGAACUUACUAUGACGAGGAGACUGAGGCCUGCAGAGAUUGCCACGAGUACUGCCAGACCUGCUUGUCAUCUAGCGCCUGCACGACGUGUCGGGAAGGCCUGAGGAAGAACAAGCACGGGGCCUGUGUGCCUCACCAGGAGUGUGCUGCCAUCGAGUACUGGGAUGAGGAUACUCACAGGUGCCAGCCGUGUCAUAAGAAGUGCCUGCACUGCUCGGGGCCCACUGAGGACCAGUGUCACACCUGCCCAAGGAACAGCAUUCUUCUCAACACGACCUGCGUGGAAAACUGCCCAGAGGGCUACUACGCUGAUGAGGACAGCCACCGGUGUGUGCCCUGCCACAUCUCUUGCAGGACCUGUGAAGGACGACACAGCAUGCAAUGCCUUUCCUGCCGAUCUGGCUGGUUCCAGCUGGGCAAAGAGUGCCUGAUCCAGUGCAGGGACAGAUAUUAUGCAGAAAACUCCAGUGGCCAGUGUAAGAAGUGCGACAAGAGCUGCAAGGCCUGCCGGGGCCCGCGGCCCACAGACUGCCUGUCUUGUGAUAAGUUUUUCUUCCUACUCCGCUCCAAGGGACAGUGUUACCGCACCUGCCCAGACCAUUACCACGCAGAGCAACGCACUCGGACCUGUGAGAGGUGCCAUCCAACUUGCGGUGAAUGCAAAGGAAAAGGAGCAUUGGACUGCUUGUCCUGUGUGUGGAGUUACCACCUCAUGGGAGGAAUCUGCACGUCGGACUGUCUUGUGGGGAAAUACAGAGUGGGAGAGGGAGAGGAAUUUAACUGUGCCAAGUGCCACGAGAGCUGCAUGGAAUGCAAGGGACCCGGCACCAACAACUGCACGGUGUGCUCGGCCGGCCUGCUGCUGCACUUGGACGACAGCCGCUGCCUCCCCUGCUGCAACACCUCCCAUGCCACCAGUCCUUCCACUGACAACCAGGAGGAGUGCUGUGACUGCCAGGACACCACAGAGGAGUGCAUCCUUCGAACAAGGGAGACUGGGCCUGCAGCUGAGCGCCUCAAGACUCCUCUGCUAGUCACCUCCUCCAUCGUGCUGGUGCUCCUGCUGGGGGCCUCUGUGGUCGUCUGGAGAAAGUCUUGGGGCCGAGUCCAGACAGUAAGGAAGCCUGGCUAUGAAAAGCUGGCUGACCCUAGCAAGUCUCAUUCCUCCUAUAAGAGCAGCUAUCACCAGAACAUCAGCUUCGAAGAGGAUCAGGUGAUCGAGUACAGGGACCGGGACUAUGAUGAGGAUGACGAGGAUGACAUCGUUUACAUGGGCCAAGAUGGCACCGUCUACCGGAAAUUUAAAUAUGGGUUAUUAGAUGAUGAAGAUGACGAUGAGCUGGAAUACGAUGAUGAGAGUUACUCCUAUCAGUAA
Messenger RNA from Castor canadensis (American beaver), 5801 nucleotides. Lineage: Eukaryota; Metazoa; Chordata; Mammalia; Rodentia; Castoridae. The record is from RefSeq and is a predicted model, not a curated record.